Messenger RNA from Staurois parvus, 482 nucleotides. The record is from the annotation of a GenBank genome assembly. NCBI's taxonomy places the organism in Eukaryota, Metazoa, Chordata, Amphibia, Anura, Ranidae.
CCCAAUCAUGUGAUUCAGGUGUUCCAAUCCCCUCCAUAUCAUGUGAUUCAGGUGUUCCAAUCCCCUCCAUAUCAUGUGAUUCAGGUGUUCCAAUCCCCUCCCCAAUCAUGUGAUUCAGGUGUUUCACAAUCCCCUCCCAUAUCAUGUGAUUCAGGUGUUCCAAUCCCCUCCAUAUCAUGUGAUUCAGGUGUUCCAAUCCCCUCCAAUCAUGUGAUUCAGGUGUUCCAAUCCCCUCCAAAUCAUGUGAUUCAGGUGUUCCAAUCCCCUCCAUACAUGUGAAUUCAGGUGUUCCAAUCCCCUCCAUACCAUGUGAUUCAGGUGUUCCAAUCCCUUCCCAAUCAUGUGAUUUCAGGUGUUCCAAUCCCCUCCCAUAUCAUGUAUUCAGGUGUUCCAAUCCCUCCAUAAUCAUGUGAUUCAGGUGUUUCCAAUUCUCCUCCAUAUCAUGUGAUUCAGGUGUUCCAAUAACCUCCAUAUCAAUGUGA